Messenger RNA from Racocetra persica, 975 nucleotides. The record is from the annotation of a GenBank genome assembly. Lineage: Eukaryota; Fungi; Glomeromycota; Glomeromycetes; Diversisporales; Gigasporaceae.
GUGAAACAAGACUUACGACAUUAGAUAUUGGUGGGAUUCCAUUGAACAAUAAAUCACAUUUACUUUCAUUAUACGCAUAUAUUCGAUCUCCAGCAUUUGCUAAAGUUAAAUACUUUAGCAUUGAUCAUUGUAAUUUAGAUGGUGAAGCAUUAGCUUUAAUACUUUCUUAUAUUACCACAUCACCAAAUUAUGAAAAUAUUAGAGUUUGGGCAGGAGGUAAUUUCAUAGCGAGAACACCUGCUAGUUGUAAAGAAUUUUGUUAUGCUGUGCGUAACGAUUGGACUCCUGUUUGGUUAUCAUUGGAAAAUUCUCUAAUAGGUUCAAAUGUAGAACAAGUGGUUGAAAUUCUAUCAUCAUUUUGUGAAAAUACUGUUAUAAAAUAUUUAGAUUUAUCAAAUCCUCAAUUUAUAUUUAAUGCUAAUGAAUCAUUUACUCAAAAUCCUCAAAUAAUGAUGACUAUUAAAACUGCUUGUGAUGUUCUUGGAAGACUGUUUAGAGAAAACAAAAAUAUUUUGGAAUUAAAUUUACAAGGUACCGCUGAUCGAAAAUGGGGUCCUUUUUUGGGUUCGCAACUAUCGGGAUUGGAGAAGAAUACUCAAUUGGAAAAGUUGAAUAUUGAAGGAAAUGCUAUUGGUGAUCAAGGCAUAAAAUCUUUAAGCGAAGCUUUAAAAGGAAAUGUAUCGCUUAAAAGUUUAAAAAUUGACCAAAAUGAGAUCGGAAUUGAAGGAUAUGUGUCCCUGCAUCAGGUUCUAAUAUCUCGUCAAAACACCACACUUCAAAGUCUCGGAUAUCCAUUUAAAGAUUUACAAACUCAUGAUGAAAAUUUGGAUGCUAAAUUACCAAUGUCACCAAUUUCUAAAACGAGUCAAAAAAAUGCUUUAGAAAAACAAAAAGUUAACUUCAAACAAAUAAUUGAUGAAAUUAUGUUUGCAAUUGAAGAAAAUUUGUAUAAAGUGUCAAAGACUGCAAUGCUUA